GGUCUCGCCGCCGGUGCUCACUGCACGAACCGUCGCCGUUGUCGUGUGCCAGGGAAUCAGUUUUGGCGGACCAUUGUCGGCGGAAGGACGAACAGACAGGACUUUGCUUCAUCGUCGUCGUAUUCGUCGUCGUCGUCGUCGUCGUCUUAGUCUUCGACAUAUAUUAUCGAGCUGUGCAUGUCGAUAAAGCGUUUUCGGCCAUUCGAGCGCAGUCAGACAAAACAAUAAUUUAUGUUAUUUGUACCAGUGGCGAGCCUUCAGUGCGCUAUUGGUGCUGGUGAUGCUAUCGAAUCCGACGACUAUUACAGUCGAUUCGCCCUCCGUAACGCAUAGUUGCAAACGCCACUUGUUGUUUUCACGGUCCGAAACCCACUGCCACACGCGGUCGGGGCCCGUUUCGAUAAUCAGUUUAAGAAGUAAAUUACGUGACGAUAACAUUGUUUGUAUACACUAUACGGUAUACAUAAUAUAGAUGUGAGGAGGAAACUGUUCAUUUGGAAAAUCACUUUACUAUAUUUUUCAACCUUUCUCAGGUUACAAUAUGACUGACGGCAUUUGUUAUUAACCGAAAGCUUAAGUAAUGAGUACGAGUAUUCGGUUACAGGAAAAGUCAGUUUCCACAGAUCCAGAGGAAUUGGAGGAUCUAGACCACGAAGACUACCGAGUGCAUCACAUACUGGCGGCACUAGUCAACCGAAAAGUCAUAUCCAUCAAGGCGGAUAUUUGUGAGGCCAAACUCAAAUGGAGGAUACAACCAAAGUUAUUGGUACAAAGAUUGGCAGAGAAAAAUUCAAAAAACAAACGCAAACUUGGACGCCGAAAGGGUCGCUGCAUGCAUUCAUGUCAAAAACACCAUCAUCAUCAUCACCAUCAUCAUCAUCAGCAUAGACAUGAUCUAGAUCACCAAUUAUUUCACCAUCAUCACCACCAUUGUGAUGGAAUCGUUCGACAAGAAGAACCUGUCCAAGUUGAAGAAUGGCCUCAGACUCAAAGACCUGCUGUACCAUAUUUAGGUGGACACAUCCUUACCGCCGCUUUGCAAAGAUCCACUGCUGGCAUGUCAGAAGAAAAUCGUCAUUAUACAGACGCUCAAAACCCAAAGACUCGGUUGAAAAAAAAAGUUCGGAGAACGAGAUUUGGAGAAGAUAAACAUAAUGUAAUGAGACCUCAUCCCGUACCUACUAUACAUCCAGACGACUUACCUCAAAGAGCGAGAUGGACAAUUAUCAUUACUGCCGGUCUAUUGCUCAUCACUUGUAUGCUGUUGGUGGGCGUAACACUAAGAAUGGCACCUGUAAUUGACGAACUCGUUCGAAAUAAAAACGAAGAGUUGAUGAAUUCACUAGAUCGAGAAGAAUUUGGACCAUCAGACAAUAACACUGAAUAUAUGUAUAGGUAACACCUUCAAUAAAUUUUAACCUUCUAACAUUUUUACUAAAAACAUUAUAAUAAUAAAUAUGUUAAACAACAUUUAAUUAAGAAGCCUACUAAUAUUAUUGUGGUAAAUGUAAAUCUUAUAAUAUGUUAAAACGUUAAUUUGUUAUACAAUUGUAAAUAUUGUUGCGUAAAGAAAUCAUCGUCCAAAGUUAAUUUCUAAAUAAUAAUAUAUGGCAAUCAUUGAUUUCUAGAUUUUUGUACUUUGAAUGUUUAACAUAAUAUUUUAAUGUCUAUAUAGAAGAUGUAACCUGUAAGCUGUAAAUUAUUAUAAUUGUUUUGGAACUAUUAUGAUAUUUGUAUAUGAUUAUUGAUAGUUAUGUUUUUAUCGUAUGUAAGCCGAAAAAACUAUAUUUAUAUAUUAUAUUUAAACUAAAGUUAUAACCUAAAUGUAUUUUUAAAGUUUAUUAAAAUCAAUGAUAUAAUCAUAAUUUAAAUUAGCUAUGAAUUUAUAAUACUUAGUUGUUUUUUACGUCGUCAAAUAAAUAAUUUUUCAUAAUUUUUCUACAAAUAAAAUUGACCUUUUGUUUGUAUAUUAUUAAUCUCAAAAUGUAAAAUAGAUAAUUCUAAAGUUGUAAUAAAACGAUCUCCAAUUGUAAUUCUACUAUGCGUGCGUUAUUUUUGACUGACGACUGUACAUAAUAUUAUAAUAUCUAGUGAAGAUUUUUUUUUUUUUUUUACACAUCACAAAGAUAAAAAAUAUACAAUACAAUGUUUUAGUCGAAGUAAGGAGAAAUUAACGUACAAAACAUGAUACAGCCCAAAUAACAACCGAAGUACCCAUUAACAAUUGAUAUACGACGACAGUUAAUGCACUCAAAAACGAUUGAGGUUCCAAAUAUAUUAGAUGAACGAACAUAGUUAAACAUCUUGAGCAUUCAAAGCAUUUUGACCAUGAGGACUUUUCGAACAUCAAGCCUAUGCUCGUCAAUGACCAGACAACAUAAAACGUAGAAAUUGCCUUGCAUGUAAAAUUAAUUUCCUAGAACAAAUAUUAAGAAACAUUAAUCGUCAACGUUUACAAGCUACAAACUAUAUAAUAUUAUGUACUAUUAACACUAUAUUUAACACUCCUAUGACCAGGGCUGUGAAUGAUUUUUAGUAUCAAUAAUAAUAUACUUGUUAUACAAAUCUAAUAAAGUAUAAUAUUAUACUAUCACUUUAAAUAACAAACGAUUGUAUAAUAUGUAAAUUGUUAAAGAAAUUGUUUUUCAUAAUGUACAUAUUUUGUUAAUUCGUAUGUAUAAUUUUAAUGUUAAUUUUAUACUUAGUGAGGUACCUAUUAAUAUCAAUAUUAACAUCCCAGCGUUAUAAAUGUUUAUUAUAUUUUUUUUUUUUUUUUUUUUUACCACAUUUACAAUAAUACGCUUAUUUUAAUUAUUAUUUUAUUUUUAUUAAGUCUAUAUAUGCAUAAUUUUACUUUUUAUACUGAAAUUUUUUUUGGGCAUAUUUCUAAUGCUUAUUGCCUACUGCCCUAUCAUUGAAUUCACAGCUCUACCAAUGACAGCAUUGAAAAUUAUACAAAUUAACGAGUUGACGACAAAUCAUCGAACAUUUUUAAAUGUAUAAAGACAAUUUCGUCUUAGGCCAUUGUUAUUUAUUUAUUUUUAAUUUUAAUUUUAUUUAUAUGUCCACUUGAAUAUAUUAUGUAGAUACCAUAUAUUACUCUAAUAAUAAGUAAUAAACCAAAAUGUAAACAAUAAGAAUAUGUUUACCUAUAUGUUAUUUAUUUAUAUAUAAGUAUUAGUAAAUUUAUAUUUAUUUUAUUUAAUUUGGAUGCUAAACAAUUUUAAAAUUUAAAUCUCAUACUUACGGUGGUUAUUUAAUAUAUUAUUAUACCAAUAUUAUACAUUUAAUCCUACAUUUCUAACUUAAUAAUAUUAUUAUCAUAGAAUUUCAAAUGUUAUAGUUAAAUUAUAUUUUUUACAGAUGUUUUCUUUUUUUUUAAUUCAAAUAAAUAUUUCAAAAAUAGUCUGAUGACACCGAAUUAUUGACUCAAGUUUUCGUUUUUAUAUUAUUAAAAAUAACAUUUUUAUGAUAAUCAUUCCGAUUUUUAUUUUAAAGUAAUUUUGUUGUUAUUUUAUAAAAUUACAUUUUUAUACAUUUAAAAUAUUAAAUUAAACAUGAAAUAUUUUAAUAACUGCUAUAGUUUCAAUUCAGGUACAAAUAAUACAACUAAUUAUCUCAAACGGUUUCAAUGGUUUAUAUUAUAUUGUGUUCAGGAUUAACAAAAGUGAACAAAAUAAAAAAAUAGAAUUGUUAUCACUUCUGUCAAAUUGUAUUAGUUUCAGCCCUAUCAUAUCCAAUCUCAUUGUCCAGAGUUUAUAAAAAAUUUAAAGUGCGUUUCGAAAUAUUAAUAAAAUAUUAUUUGAUAUUAUAAUGUUUUCUUAUCAAGUAAUGGAUUUAUGUUUAAUUUCUUUUUUUUUUAAUUACAAGUUUAUAAAA
Messenger RNA from Aphis gossypii (cotton aphid), 3879 nucleotides. RefSeq lists its product as uncharacterized. The coding region runs from base 581 to 1399 and encodes 272 amino acids. NCBI's taxonomy places the organism in Eukaryota, Metazoa, Arthropoda, Insecta, Hemiptera, Aphididae. The transcript has 7 exons. The record is from RefSeq and is a predicted model, not a curated record.